CAAAUCACCCACAACAACAACAAGAAGCAACUGAACGACUCGUCACAUCACUGCUUGCUGCUGGUGCGAGGAUGAUGACGAACCGACAACCGCAGCAGCAACGCCAGGGCGGCAGGCGGCAUGAGAGGAGACGGAGCACCUACGAGCUGCACCCACCUGUGUUGGUCGGCCCGGAGGAAGAUGAGGAGGAAGAGGGGUUUGACGAUGAGGUGGAGGGCAAGUUGGAGCAACGGCGGCAGCCACCACAGCAGGAACCACAGCAGGCACCGCUCCACCACCACCAUGACGACCAGCAACGAAAGAGCAAAGAGGGCAAGAUCAAGAUGAAGCAAGCAGCCAGGACACACCGCAAGGAGGGCGCUGAACGCGAGGAGGAGAAGGUCGAAGAGGCAGAGGAGGAAGAGGAGCUGUUUGAUGAACGCCGCGCGAACCUGACGUUCCUCAUCCUUGGCGGCGGGUUCCUGUUUGCCAUGAUCGCCUUGCUUGGCAUCGGCAUUAUGGAUGUCGUGUAUGGGGAGUCUCUGCUUGUGCACGCGCUGGCCUCGCUGCUCAUCGCCAGCAUCAGCGCCUCGGUCGUCGUCACCUACGCCCUUGGCGGGCGGGCAGCCUUCUCGCACCACUGGCGGUGGUUCCAGCCGCUUCGCGGGGGCGUGCGCUUCGUGUCCCUGCAGAUCUUCAGCUGGACGCUGUUUGCGCUCUCCCUCGCCCUGCCCACGCUGCCGCUCAUCCUGGCACUCUUCUUCCCGUCAUCCACCUUCCGCGGCGUCAUCCUUGCCGCGGGCCUCUUCGCCUUUGUCUCCCAAGUCGUCAUGGCCACCAGCAUCAUCACCUACCACGAGCCGCAGGAGCAGCACGCGGACGGGGGCGGGGAAGGAGGAGAUCAGGGCGGACAACAGGGAAGAGGGAAAGACAGAAGCGGCGAGGGCCAAGCAAGGAAAGGCAGCGAACAGGACACAGCGCAGCAGGACACACAAGAGGACGAACACCGCACAGACCAACACGACAAAACAGCUGCCGCUGAGAGAGCAGCAGCAACAAAGAGAAAGGCCAAGAGGUGGGCGGGCAAGGCACCGGCAGAUGGCGGCAAACACAAGAAGCAUCAUGAAGGCGAUGACAAAAGGAAACAGAAGCAACAACAGCAACAACAGGAGGAGCAGGUCCAGGAACAGGAGCAGGCCCAGGACCAGGAGGAAGAGGAGGAGGAUGCACGCAGCGUGGCAUCUGCCCCGGGCUCGAUCGGCUACUUCCUGCAGUCACCACAGGGUCAUCGCUGGUGGACAUCAUUUAUUGGGGCCCAAGUGUUGCUCAGCUUGACCGGCCUUGCAUACACGGUCCUGUUGGACGUGUACAUCAAACACGAUGCGGAGCCCAUGCUUGUGUUCGCCUGCCUCUGCUGCCUUACUGCUGCCAUCUUCCUCACAUACGGGGUUGGCGGCCGGUGGGCGUAUUCACGCAAGCAGUGGUCCUUCUUCCAGCCGUUUAUUGGAGGCCCCAUCUUCAUUGCCCUGCAGAUGCUUGCGUGGACCUUCUUUGGCACGGCCGCGUUUGUGUUUCUGCUGCACAUUCUGCGUGCGCUCUCGGUCUGCAUCCCCGCUUACACGGACGACGUGAGUGCCCUCCCCACCAUCACCACCGCGGGGCUGGCGGCCUUCCUUGCCCAAGUCAUCAACGUCGCUUCACUCUUCGGUCGUACAUUGAUGGAGAAGGACAGUCCGAUGUAG
Molecule: messenger RNA, 1721 nt
Organism: Salpingoeca rosetta
Lineage: Eukaryota; Choanoflagellata; Craspedida; Salpingoecidae
Exons: 2
Coding region: 72-1721 (549 amino acids)
Source: RefSeq, a predicted model, not a curated record